AAUCGAGACCAAUCGAGACGUAGACCCUGCUUGUGUCAAAAUUUUGCAAUACAUAAAUAGUAUGUUUUUGGGCAUUUAGACAGAAAGUAAUUUUAACUCACGGCAUGAAUGCCCUUCUCGGAGUAGUUUUCCUGCUCUUUGCAGCAGUUCCGUGCAUUCAGGGUCAGUACGAGGACGCGAGGUGUAAAUGCAUUUGUCCCAACCCUUCUGUUGUGAAUGCAACGACCGAGUCGAACAGAAAACACUACAUCGGCAAUGUCCCUCCAAACAAAUGCAACUGCGACUCGGUUGUCCUAGCCAAGGUUGGCGACCUCAUCAAGGGCAAGGAGCAGGAGUUUUGCCCCCGAUGCGAGUGUAAAUACGAGAGCCGAAACACUACAACCAUUAAAGUCGUGGUCAUCAUUGUGGUGUGGGCCGUGUCGCUGCUUGUCGUUUACAUGCUCUUCCUCGUCUGCCUGGAGCCUCUGAUCAGCGGCCGAACGGGCAAGAGCUACCAGGAACACGUAGACGAGGACGAAAGUCACCAAAUGACGACGACGCAGCAAGGCGGGGUCCUGGACCGGGUGGGUCACCAACAGGACAAGUGGAAGCGGCAGGUGCGGGAACAGAGAAGGAACAUUUACGACCGACACACUAUGUUAAAUUAGUCGGCAAAACAAUAAUUCCAAUGAAUCUUAUGCUAUUAAAUCUGGUCUAGUACUCUUAAGUUUCAUUAAAUGUAAAGUUUAAGAAGUGAUAA
Cloeon dipterum is the source of this 739-nucleotide messenger RNA. RefSeq lists its product as uncharacterized. Bases 105 to 647 code for a protein of 180 amino acids. The transcript is spliced from 3 exons. Lineage: Eukaryota; Metazoa; Arthropoda; Insecta; Ephemeroptera; Baetidae. The record is from RefSeq and is a predicted model, not a curated record. Gene Ontology annotation, cellular component: lysosomal membrane.